UGGGAGCUCCCUACAGUCUGUGGGGGAACUGGGUCCAAGACCCCCGUUCCUCAACUAUGAAGGACAACUGACCCAGGACCUCUGUGCCCUCUUGGCUGCCCAUCCCCCAGCUCUGCCCACAGGGCCUGCAAGGGCUGCCAGUGCCCCAUCCUGUGUCGCUGGCUCCCAGGUUCUCUGGCAGGAGCAGCCCUCCACCUCUGUCUUGCCCUCUGCCCUGGGAGUGGGUUCUGAAGAGACAGGGUAUCCCUCAUCCCAUCAGCAAGAAAACACCAGGCCUUAGGAGCGGGGUGCCCCUUUCGACUUUGCCCUGCCACCCAAGCCCAGCCACCCCACCCUUCAGAGCUGCCGCACCUGGAGGCCCAUCCUUGAUUCUCAAAGGUCACUCUGAGUUAACCCUUUCCCUACGGCAGUGGGUCAGGCUCGGGGAGCUGCUUCAAAACUGUGAAAUAAAUCAUUUGGGUUCACACACGACUGCCGUGUGAGUGCCCUGACUCCACACCUCCCCCACCCAGCUCCCCUCCACAGUCUGGAGGAGGGGACCCCACCUCUCCCUUCAGGGCUGCUGGUCCAGGCAAGCCCACGGGGGUGGGGGGGCUUUGCACCUCAGCUGGGAGCCUCGCUUGCAGUCCAGGAGACUUGGGUCUGGUCUUCAGCAGGGAGGAGGGAAGGGGAGUAACCACGGGUGUGAGGAGCUCCUGGGGAAGUGAUGCUUCCACCCCCAGGCUCUGGCAGGGAGGGUCCCCAGGGCCAGGAGGUGUCCUGGGAGAGCAGCCAUCCGCACGUGCCCACUGGCCAAUGGUGCAGGGGGGUAAAUAAUUGAAGGGCAGGUCACAUGAGCCCACCGGCAGCGUCACAGGACGCCUUCCCCACCGGCUCUGGUUACGCCCCAGAUCGCGUUCUGACAUCCCCAGCUGGUGAAUAAUUAAGCGGCCACCUCCUCUGGAGCAGCCCCGAGCUCCAGGCCUGCUCACUCAGCAGCCUCCACACACAGCCCACUCCACAGCCAACGCAGCAGGAACGGACCCACGCUCCCAGCUCGACCGUCUCGCCGUCCUGCUCAGCACCAGCGCAGCUGCCCAAUGGCUCCCGAGAUGGACCAGUUCUACAGGUCCACCAUGGCCAUCUACAAGAGCAUCAUGGAGCAGUUCAACCCCGCCCUGGAGAACCUCGUGUACCUGGGGAACAACUACCUGCGGGCCUUCCACGCUCUGUCGGAGGCAGCUGAGGUCUACUUCAACGCCAUCCAGAAGAUUGGAGAGCAAGCCCUGCAGAGCUCCACCUCGCAGAUCCUUGGGGAAAUCUUAGUGCAGAUGUCUGACACCCAGCGGCACCUGAACUCUGACCUGGAGGUGGUGGUGCAGACCUUCCACGGGGACCUGCUGCAGCAUAUGGAAAAAAACACCAAGCUGGACAUGCAGUUCAUCAAAGACAGUCGCCAGCACUAUGAGAUCGAGUACCGCCACCGAGCCGCCAACCUGGAGAAGUACAUGUCCGAGCUGUGGCGCAUGGAGCGCAAGAGGGACAAGAAUGCGCGUGAGAUGAAGGAGAGCGUGAACCGGCUGCACGCCCAGAUGCAGGCCUUUGUGUCCGAGAGCCAGCGGGCGGCUGAGCUGGAGGAGAAACGGCGCUACCGCUUCCUGGCCGAGAAGCACCUGCUACUGUCCAACACCUUCCUGCAGUUCUUUGGUCGGGCCCGGGGGACCCUGCAGAACCGUGUGCUGCUGUGGAAGGAGCAGUCAGAGGCCAGCCGUGGCCCGUCGCGCGCCCACUCCCCGGGCUUGCUGGGGCCCGUGCUGGGGCCGCCCUACCCCUCGGGCCGCCUGACACCCACCCGCCUGGACAUGCCCCAGCGGCCUCUGGGCGCCCCCCGCAGCCGGCACAGCUCCGGCUCCUACGGCCCUGGCCCUGAGCCUGCCACCGAGGCGAGGUCCGCGUCGCAGCUGGACCUAGAGCGCCGGUCCCUGCCCCGGACGCCGUCGGCCACCUCGCUCUACAGCAGCGGCGGCGGUGCCAGGAGGGUACGCGCUCUUGUCUCCCACUCGGAGGGCGCCAACCACACAUUGUUGCGCUUCUCGGCUGGGGACGUCGUGGAGGUGCUCGUGCCUGAGGCGCAGAACGGCUGGCUCUACGGCAAGCUGGAGGGUUCGGCAACGAGCGGCUGGUUCCCUGAGGCCUACGUGAAGCCCCUGGAGGAGGUGCCCAUGAACACCCUGAAGCCCUUGAGCCCCAUGGCCUCCAUGAACCCCAUGGUCCCCACCAAUGAGCUCUCCUCCAGGUCCUACCCACUCCGCGGCAGCCACAGCCUCGAUGACCUCCUGGACCGGCCAGCCAGCUCCACGGUGCCCUCCGAGUACUGGGAUGGCCAACCCCGCUCACGGACCCCGAGCAGAGUCCCGAGCCCCGUGCCCACACCCUUGCCUGGCAGCCGGAGGGGCAGCAUGGGCAGCACGGGAAUAGCCGGUGAUGUCAAGAAACUGAUGUCCUUGGAGCAGCAGCCCCCGGAGCUCUUCCCACGGGGCACGAACCCCUUUGCCACUGUCAAGCUACGUCCCACGGUGACCAACGACCGCUCAGCGCCCCUCAUCCGCUGAGGCUGACCCCAGGGCUCUCAGCUCGGGCACUGUACCCGCCUGGGACUGGAGCUGGCGGCGACAAUAGUAGCACUGGCAGAUCCCUGUGGCCAGGCCUGAUGAAGCAGGGUGGCUGCCCUCCCUGCCACCUCCCUGCGCCCAGCCUGGGGCCGGUCUAUGAGGCAUGGGGCAUACUCCUUCCUUCCCAGCCAGCCUGUGGAACUCUGCCUGGGAGGCCUGUCUUGCGUCCUCCAGCCACUUA
Ochotona princeps (American pika) is the source of this 2832-nucleotide messenger RNA. RefSeq names its product BAR/IMD domain containing adaptor protein 2 like 2 (gene BAIAP2L2). Gene Ontology annotation, biological process: plasma membrane organization; actin crosslink formation; positive regulation of actin filament polymerization. The coding region runs from base 1080 to 2591 and encodes 503 amino acids. Gene Ontology annotation, molecular function: protein binding. The record is from RefSeq and is a predicted model, not a curated record. Gene Ontology annotation, cellular component: cytosol; nucleoplasm. NCBI's taxonomy places the organism in Eukaryota, Metazoa, Chordata, Mammalia, Lagomorpha, Ochotonidae. The transcript has 14 exons.